CCUCGGGGCCCAGGUCCGGGAGGUGUGCGUGUCGGGAGAGGGGGCGGAGGGCAGACAUGGAACCAUCCCUCCCAGCGCGGAGGGCAGCAUAAAAAUGACGGUGUGUCCUCUGAUGUUUACCUUAGGACACAGUCACCUAGUGAAGUGUGGGCUUGUCUCCAUUUUGCAGAGUGUGAAACUGAGGCUCGGGAAGGUGGAGGAGCCGGGGCCCGAGGUCCGUUUGGCUCCCCGCCCUGCGCCCUGACUCACUGCGGGCCCCCGUCAGUCGCGGAUGUCCCCUCACCCCGGCCAGAUGCGGGCGCUGCAGCACGCCUCAAGCGCCCGGGACCGACCAAGUCGGAAUCCGCGGGACGCAGUGGUCUCUGCCCCUCCCCGGGGCGGUGGUCCGGUGACGUCACCGCCUUCUUAAGACCCCCGCUCCGCCCCGUCCCCGCACUCGCGGCUCUUUCGGAUCUCGGCAGAGCCCCACCUGCUCAGGGCAGCUCCUUUCAACCUCAACCUCAUCAUGGCCUCUGCUGGUCUGCAAAUCCUGGGGGUCGUCCUGACGCUGCUGGGCUGGGUGAAUGCCCUGGUGUCCUGCGCCCUGCCCCUGUGGAAGGUGACCGCCUUCAUCGGCAACAGCAUUGUGGUGGCCCAGGUGAUGUGGGAGGGGCUGUGGAUGUCCUGCGUGGUGCAGAGCACAGGCCAGAUGCAGUGCAAGGUGUACGACUCGAUGCUGGCGCUGCCCCAGGACCUGCAGGCUGCCCGAGCCCUCUGCAUCAUCACCCUCCUCAUCACCCUGCUGGGUCUGCUGAUCUACCUCGGUGGGGCCAAGUGUACCACCUGUGUGGAGGACAAGGACUCCAAGGCCCGUCUGGUGCUCACCUCUGGGAUCAUCUUUGUCAUCUCAGGGGUCCUGACCCUGAUCCCCAUCUGCUGGACGGCCCAUGCCAUCAUCCAGGACUUCUACAACCCCCUCGUGGCAGAGCCCCAAAAGCGGGAGCUGGGGGCCUCCCUCUACCUGGGCUGGGCGGCUUCUGGUCUUUUGUUGCUGGGUGGGGGGCUUCUGUGCUACACCUGCCCCUCUGGGGGGUCCCGGGGCUCCAGCCACUACCUGGCCCGAUACUCAGCAUCUGCCCCACGAGCCAUCUCUCAGGGGCCCUCUGAAUACCCCACCAAGAAUUACGUCUGAUGGGUAGGAGGACGGGGCUCCCUUGACCAUGGAGCUUAACCCCUGGGCUGGAGUCAUCAGAAUGCACGACAGUUUCUGGGUUGCUUUUAUCUGGUUUUUCCUUUUAAUUGGACAAGGGGGUAUUUUUCUUUUAAGCCAUUUGUUAAACACCAAACCAAGAAGAAAUUCAGUCUCACCUGGGCUCUGCUGCUGGCAGUUCUCACUUUGGACGAUGAGACCAAGGAGGCGACACUUCAGUUUCUCCAUCUUUCUCCACCUUGGACAUUCCCGCCUUGGAGGCCGGCCUGGAGCUGUGACCCUGGGUGAAGACUGUUUACUGGCCAGGUCCUUUGUGACAACCAGGUGCUGAUAGUCUGUCCCCAAGAGUUCCUGCUCUGGUGGGGCAGGGCUUGCAGGGAUGAGCCCCGCCUUGGUCAGGCCUCUGUGACCCGGAGCUCGAGCCUCAGUACCCUUGAGGAGAGCAGGUGAAACGUUACCCAGAACCACUUACCUCCAAGGAUUCUGACCUCUGGCUCUUCCAUGCUUGUCUCCGAGUUGCUUCCCAACCACGCUGUAGACCCCUGACCCUCCCAUCUGGAGGCCCUGCACACUUCUGCCACGGCACACCCACCCACUAGUUUUUACUAAAUAAAGAGUGUUUUGUUUUGU
Messenger RNA from Myotis davidii, 1819 nucleotides. It is a transcript of the gene CLDN6, whose product is annotated as claudin 6. NCBI's taxonomy places the organism in Eukaryota, Metazoa, Chordata, Mammalia, Chiroptera, Vespertilionidae. The transcript is spliced from 2 exons. Gene Ontology annotation, cellular component: plasma membrane; bicellular tight junction. Gene Ontology annotation, biological process: cell adhesion; bicellular tight junction assembly. Gene Ontology annotation, molecular function: structural molecule activity. The coding region runs from base 506 to 1171 and encodes 221 amino acids. The record is from RefSeq and is a predicted model, not a curated record.